UUUAAUUAGGGUGUUUACAUUUAGUUAUACAUAACAUACUUAAUUGUGUGUAUUUCAGAAUAGAGGGAGCAUCACGUUAAAGACUCCCCACUAUGGACAGAACUGUUGUUAUUCUCAUAAUUACAUUAACGUGUCUUCAUUCGUUAAAUGCAGCCUUUACUAAUUUGGCAUUGAAUAAGGCUGCAACCCAAACCGACACGCAUAUCGGAGGAGAUGCAUCAUUGGCUGUGGACGGGUCUAGUUUCCAGGCAUUUUCUUAUGCGGACUCUGGUUGCACAAGGACCGUGUCUGAGGACGCGUCUUGGGAGGUCGAUUUGGGAGACCUCUAUGUGAUAAAUCAAGUGAAAAUAAUAAAUAGACUAGAUCGAGAGCUGAAUGGAUUCAAAAUGAACGAAACCUGCCGAAGCCGUUUGGAAACCUUCACACAUAUAAUUAUAUGGAAAAAAGAAUUACUUAAUAAGUGAAAAUGGCAAAGUAAAGGAUAAAGAAAAAAUUGAC
This is a messenger RNA of Dreissena polymorpha, 498 nucleotides long. RefSeq lists its product as uncharacterized. Lineage: Eukaryota; Metazoa; Mollusca; Bivalvia; Myida; Dreissenidae. The record is from RefSeq and is a predicted model, not a curated record. Bases 93 to 464 code for a protein of 123 amino acids. The transcript is spliced from 3 exons.